This is a messenger RNA of Cucumis melo (muskmelon), 1891 nucleotides long. RefSeq lists its product as uncharacterized. The transcript has 4 exons. Bases 218 to 1822 code for a protein of 534 amino acids. Lineage: Eukaryota; Viridiplantae; Streptophyta; Magnoliopsida; Cucurbitales; Cucurbitaceae. The record is from RefSeq and is a predicted model, not a curated record.
UUACUCUUGCGAAAUUCCAUGACUUAAAAGUGUUUGUGUAAGAUUAUAUUUUCCUUCCUUUUGACAGAAAACUCACCCUUUUGGGUACUUUUUUUUUCCCAUCAGUACAAAACAUUGUUAUUCUUGGCUUUCUGUAUCCGGACUUACCCGCAUCCAGUUUUGUGUUUGGAUGAGAUGAAAGUUAUGGUUUUAUAGUCAAAAGUGACGAAGUUUCGGAAUGGCAUCACUUAUACCGGGAGUACUGCUUAAACUUCUACAGAGUAUGAACUCCAACGUGAAGGUCAGAGGAGAAUAUAGAUCAGUGCUGCUACAAGUUAUCAGCAUUGUACCUGCUUUAAAUGGUUCGGAACUGUGGCCUAAUCAAGGUUUCUUCGUAAAAGUUUCAGAUUCUUCACACUCAACUUAUGUUUCAUUGUCCAGGCAAGAUAACGAGUUGAUCUUGAACAACAAGUUACAACUUGGCCAAUUCUUCUAUGUUGAUAAAAUGGAACCUGGAACUCCAGUUCCAAUUCUUGUCGGGAUUAGACCGGUUCCUGGACGACAGCCUUUCAUUGGAACUCCGAAGGAUCUUAUGCAAAUGAUGGAGCAAUCAGAGAAUCUAGUCCAAGCUUAUCAGGAAGGAAAAAGUGGAGCCAAACCAAAGGAGAUGUCAGAAGGAAAAAUAGAGAGCAUAAGACAUAAAGUCGUGAUCAAAGAGGAGAAGAUAAAUGUUUCGUCGCGGUAUAUGCAAGGUGUUUUGUCAUUGAGUUCUAGAAGUGGUAGAUUUGAUUCAAAUGCAGUUAGGAGGAGCAAUGAAAAUGAGGAUGGUGAAGGAGGUAAGAAGGUUGCAGUAGGAGCGGUAAAAGGAAAGUCCAACGACCUUAAAGGUCAGGUACAAGCAGCAAACCUGCAAAAUGGGCUUGAUGAGGUUUCCUCAAAGACAGAAGCCCUGCAGUUGAGUGUCAAGGAGGCCUCUGGAUCGUCCAGGAGCAUCCCUGCAAAAGGCACUUCAACUAAGCAAGAAAAUUUGAAUGUGAAUUGCUUACCAAACAGAAGAGAUAAAACUCAUUCAUCAGAGACGAUUUCAUGGGCCUCCUUGCCUACUAAUCUUUUAAAGACUGGAAAAGGGAUGGUUAGGAGGAGAAAUAUAGCUUCUAUGGUUGCAAUAGAGGCUCAAAAAGAGGCAAUUGCUGCAGCCUCCUUGAUCAAAUGUCUCAGUGUGUUUGCUGAUCUGUGCUCAUCAGCCUCACCUGAGAAUCCCCAACUCCCUCUCACCAAGUUUUUCACACUGCAGCAGCUAAUCUCCGAAACAAAUUCCAAGGAUGGAGUCAAGGACAAGUCACUUCUUUUGACUGCAAACUCAUCUCUGCCAGAAGCAAAUAAGUCUACAAAAGGCUCCUCUUUAUUCAUGUCAAAGAGUGCUUCAUCAAAGCCUGCAAAGGCACCUAUUGAAUUAAGAGAGAGCGAAAAACAAGAAUGGGCCAGAGGAGAUGGUGCAAAGGAGAUAACUUUACUAAGAGAUGUUUUGCUAAAGGAAUCAACAUCAUGGUUUUUGAAUUUCUUGGAGAAAGCAUUGGAUGCCGGGUUUCGUAUAGGAAACCAGGACAAGAAAGGCCGGAACAAUGCAGGACAACAAAUAGAGGUGGGUAACCAUAUUGCUGUUGCUUUAUCUCAGCUCAAGCAAGCCAAUGAAUGGUUGGACAGGUUAAAGGACAACUUGAAUUCAGGAGAUAAUGGCUUAAGGGAAGCCAUUGAGAGGCUAAAGCAGAAAGUCUAUUCCUGUUUGCUUGUACAUGUAGAGUCUGCUGCAUCAGCUUUAGAGGGCAGAUUUGACCGUUGUUAAUCAUGAACAACAAAUUCAAACUUUGUAAAUAUUAUGACACAGGAAAUUAUACAUUUAGAUUGACUUUAA